AUGUCAACCUCUCUUACAAGACGCGAUGGAUUUUCAAACAAUUUCACUAUAUGCUCCGGUGUGUAUUAUGCGCCUUGGGGUUCAGAAUGUCAGAGAUUUACUGACACUGUUUAUUCGCCGUCAAUCAAAUUGUAUCCAAAAUGUCACAAAAACGCUGCAUUUUCAUACAUAGUAUAUGAUUUUGACAAGAAUCUCAACAUCACGAGCAACGUUACGUACGGAAAUGGAGUUUCAGCAGGAUUUGGAGAUUUCGUCGUGCAUAACGGGUCUGAAUACGUUUAUGCCAAGGGGAUUUUUGGACCAAUGUUUAACGAUUCAUCAAUUAAGGAGUUCUCGGUUCCUUUACCAAAACCCGGAAAUUACUGUUUAGAUGUUCAAUCUCUGAAAAAUACAACAAACAAUAAAGAUUACGAAGUUAAGUUUAUCAUGUAUGGAAUGUAUGACCAAGAUUAUGAAAAUGCUGCUUUCCGUAUCUCACCUCUUCUACUGCCUGCUUUUUUCUCGGUUAUUUUGACACUCUUAUUCACAAUUUAAUAUACUUAUCGUUGUACGGCGAGUAGUGUAGGCAGAUACAGUCAUUUAUAAGAUAUUAUAAAGAACGCUACUUAUCCUACUUGUAAAGAUAGCAUAUUAUAAUAAAAAAUAAUACAAUAAGACGAUCGUAAUCUAAUUUUUAAUAAAUGUCCUUAGAGGAGCACUUUUAAAAGAAUCUUGACAGUAACAAUGAAAUCUUAUCCGUCAGGCUUUGC
Molecule: messenger RNA, 749 nt
Organism: Schizosaccharomyces japonicus yFS275
Lineage: Eukaryota; Fungi; Ascomycota; Schizosaccharomycetes; Schizosaccharomycetales; Schizosaccharomycetaceae
Exons: 1
Coding region: 1-534 (177 amino acids)
Source: RefSeq, a predicted model, not a curated record